This is a messenger RNA of Aureobasidium pullulans EXF-150, 1209 nucleotides long. RefSeq names its product aquaporin. The record is from RefSeq and is a predicted model, not a curated record. Gene Ontology annotation, biological process: transmembrane transport. Gene Ontology annotation, molecular function: water channel activity. The transcript is spliced from 2 exons. Gene Ontology annotation, cellular component: plasma membrane. NCBI's taxonomy places the organism in Eukaryota, Fungi, Ascomycota, Dothideomycetes, Dothideales, Saccotheciaceae. Bases 1 to 1209 code for a protein of 402 amino acids.
AUGUGUGGUGAAUUCGUUGGAACUGUGCUCUUCCUCUAUUUCGCCUUGUCCGGCGCCCAAGUCGCAAACAGUGUCAACACCUCCAGCGGCAUGUCUCUUGCUGAGACCGGCAGUAAUCCUCAGCAAUUGCAGUAUAUUGCCCUGAGUUUCGGCUUCUCGUUGGCCGUCAACGCCUGGGUCUUCUUCCGUAUCAGUGGUGGACUUUUCAACCCUGCCGUCACUUUCGGCAUGUGUUUGAUCGGUGCAUUGCCCUGGGUCCGUGGUGGUCUUUUGUUCAUCACACAGAUCCUUGGUGGCAUGACUGCUGCUGCUCUGGUGUCGUGCAUGUUCCCUGGUGAACUCAAUGUUCGCACUACUCUCGGUGGAGGUACCUCCGUUGUGCAAGGUCUUUUCAUCGAGAUGUUCUUGACAGCUCAGCUCGUCUUUACUAUCUUCAUGUUGGCCGCAGAGAAGCACAAGGGAACAUUCAUUGCUCCCGUCGGAAUUGGGCUCUCGCUCUUCAUCGCCGAGCUUACCGGUGUCUUUUUCACUGGUGGCAGUCUCAACCCUGCUAGAUCUUUCGGACCUGCAGUCGUAAAUCGCGAGUUUGCUAGCUAUCACUGGAUUUACUGGCUGGGUCCGGUUCUUGGUUCUAUCGUUGCAGCCGGCUUCUACAAAUUCAUCAAGAUUCUGGAAUAUGAGACUGCCAACCCUGGACAAGACAUGGAUCACGCUGCUAAGGUGGAGAAGAGAAAGAACCUUCUUAUUGCUGCCGGUAUCAACGAAGUUGACGCUCACCAUGUUGCAAACGAAUUGCAAGUCAACCAGACCGUUACCGAGAAGGGUGGGCCCGACGGCGCAAUCGUAGCCAACGGCCAAGGUCGUCGCAACUCUGGACAAGACACUGCCAUGUACGGCACUGGCUUCCGCGCAAACUCCCACCAGCACACUGGCUCCACUAGCUCAGGCGACACAGCUGUUCCUCAGAGGCCAUCAGCUGUCACUACAGGAAGCCAACUUGGUCGCUUCAGUUAUCUGGGCCGUGCAGGCGUCCAGCAGCCUAGAAUGAACAGCAUCAUCAACGAGUCAAGAAUGGACAGCCCUGCCAUGACAACAAACGAUGAGCUUUACGCGCCUCUUGCCGCAGGUGGUGAUGAGCCGCUUGGUGGCAUGGUUGCCGAUCAUGAUCCCAGAUACCGCUUCUCCAGAACCAUCAGCAGUGGUGUCUAG